AUGCAGAACAAAAAGGAAGCAAUCCCGCCGCAGGACUCGGAACCAGUCGUGCAAAGCAAAAUGGCCGCAAAGGCAAGCCCGAAAAAUGAACAGAAGGACAGGAUGAUUGUGCGGGACGCUCCUGCCUCCGAGCGUUCAGUGAGGACCUCCAUUGAAAGAAGCCCUUCGGAAAGCCGAACCGCUCCGCUGAUAGAAGCCGAGGUCCGACUCCCCGCCUACACCGAGCAGGAAUGGCUUGAGGGGACCCCGGCGUACAAUUCCACCCUGCUCAACGUCAAGAAGGGCACGGAGCAACCAUUGGUGUUCGCUGCGCCAGAGAUUCGGAGGACGGUGGAAGUUAUGGAGCCGCUCCAGGCGUCGAAGUCCAAAUCCAAAACCGCCGCCGACAUCAAUGUGGACGCCAUCGCCGCGCUGGUUUCCGAAAUUGCUCGCACGGUGAUCGAGGACAAAGCCAACAACGCCGAGAUCGAGGUGCUGGUGCGAUUCGGCAAGAAGACCUGU
Molecule: messenger RNA, 501 nt
Organism: Mesorhabditis spiculigera
Lineage: Eukaryota; Metazoa; Nematoda; Chromadorea; Rhabditida; Rhabditidae
Source: the annotation of a GenBank genome assembly